Molecule: messenger RNA, 603 nt
Organism: Lobosporangium transversale
Lineage: Eukaryota; Fungi; Mortierellomycota; Mortierellomycetes; Mortierellales; Mortierellaceae
Product: U3-containing 90S pre-ribosomal complex subunit-domain containing protein
Exons: 3
Cellular component (GO): nucleus; 90S preribosome
Source: RefSeq, a predicted model, not a curated record
CUGGGAAAACGACCCCAUGCCUCUCAGUUCGAAAUCUUGAACGAUAGUCAGAAGCAAGCGCUUGAGAAUCUGUCAUCUUUUGAACUCGAGGAACGCAGAAUACCGGAGUCUUCAAUCAAAGACACUUCACGCUUUGCGUUGGAUCACACUCUUGUUCACUUAGAGUCAUUUCUCAAAUUUGCAAACAAGAAGCCCCUGGAGACCUCUAAAGACUUGCCGAAGGGCUCUCCCGUCGUAUUGAUUGUAUCUGCAAGUGGCAUUAGAUCAGUAGAUGUUAUCAGAGCACUACCAUUAUUUACUGAGGCUGCUAAAGUGGGUAAGCUGUUCGCAAAGCACUUCAAGGUCCCUGAGCAGGUGAAUUUCUUGAAGAACACUUGCACACAUAUUUGUGUGGGCACGCCAAAUCGUAUCGAUAAGCUGAUUUCGGAUGGAGCACUUCACCUCGAUAGGCUAGAGCUCGUGCUACUAGAUUGUCAUAAAGAUGCCAAGAGACGCACGUUACUAGAUAUUCAUGAAAUUCGCGUUGAUCUGUUCAAAAUGCUGGGAUUGAAGGUUCUGGAUGAGAGGAUUCGAUCUGGCUUGACCAAGAUUGCAUUGUUUUAA